Pocillopora meandrina is the source of this 13732-nucleotide messenger RNA. Lineage: Eukaryota; Metazoa; Cnidaria; Anthozoa; Scleractinia; Pocilloporidae. The record is from the annotation of a GenBank genome assembly.
UUUUUUGCUUUGAGGAACGCUAAAACUGGCGGGCUUGGAAGUAAUUAAACGAUCUUCAUUUAUACACCAUGGCGAUCGCGAAUCGACAGGUACAAUGGAAGAAUGCGAAACGGAAGAUCCAAAUUGCUCAUCAUCAUGCGACGGCAUAGAGAAAGACGAAACACAGGAGUGGUGUUCUGACAUUUUAGGCGAUGAUAGUUAUGUAGAAGAAACACUGUCCAAUUCCGAUAAUCUGGAGGUUGAAAGUGGAGUAGAAAGUGCCACAGGAGAUGUAGCUGAAGCAGAUUUUCUUGAACCCGAAUUCGCCGGAGACGAACUAUAUUUGCAACUGGGAGAUCUUGAUUUGACAACAGAACAGGCGCAGGAAACGUUGAAAUAUUUUAGUAAGUAUUGAUUCUUGUGUACGUUUGAUUAUUUACUAUUGAAACACUGUGUGAUUUGAAUGGAACAAGUAAAUAAACAUUUGUGGGAAAUACUAGAAGAAUCGAUCAAGAAUCGUUAUGUUUCUACAUUUACACCACAGUUGGCAAUAUGCAAUGUUUGAAUCAAAUUAGUGGAUGAUAAUCAAGACAUUUCUGACAAAUAUUGCGAACGAAUCUUUGCUCCUUGUAUCGCAGACAUUCUUGAAUUAAUUUUCUAGUGUCUCUUGUUCUUGGAAGUCAUUAUUUUACUAAAUAAAAUUCGCGAUUUCACUUUAACAAUAGGGACACAAGUAUACUUGUUAAAUUAUUCUUAUUGAUUGACUCAAAUUUUUGACUCUAUUUACUGCUACAGUUAUGUAAUCACCUGUGAAAUAUUGAUUAUUUUCUGACGAGAGACAUAUAUAGAUCAUUAUUUAUAUGUUCUCUUCUGUUUUCCUUUCUCUGAAACAUUUCAUAGACUUUUCACAGUUUGUAAUCAGCAAUGUUAUAUGAACUUUGUUUUCUUGAGUUGUCGUGUUGUGUUACUUCUGAUGUUUUCCAUUGUCACGAGACUUAUUAUGAUGGAAGCCAAUUCCUGUUUCUCUGUUAUCAUUAUUUUUGGUAAAGUUUCCGCACAGCCCCAUACUAUUGUAAAACAAAUCUGUUUUCCCAAUGGAAAUGUAUUGUUUUUGUCAUUGUUUUCUCUGUUCAAGAACUGAAUGUAUAAUGUUUACGUUUUAAAGACAAUCUCGUAUGCAACGUUAAUGAUAAGGUCCUUCCCUUCGAAGAACAUAAACAUUGAAUUAUGAAAAGUAUUAAUGUUUUGGAUGACGAAUAGAAUUAACCUCUCUGACUUUACACUGGCAUAUGAAGCUUAAUUAAGAAAAAUCAUUUUCAAGCCAGUUAUCAUCGUUUUAUAUUCUUGUCUGUACUCUGAUGCAGUUCAGCAGUUUUGCACCCUUGCCAUUUUAAGCUUCAAAAUGUAGCAUUGUGUCUGUACUUAAAGCAUGUGUACACAGUACACGAGUGAAUUUGGGUUUAGGAGUCAAAAAUAACUAAUUUGCAAGUCAAAGAACUUGGUUGCUGAGUUUAUUACCAAAGUGAUAUCCCUGCAUAUAAGUCUUAUAAGUCACAACAUGUUGCAAAGAUGCUUAAAACUGGGGCAUUUUUAAAAUACUUUCUCUCACUUUUUUGUUACAUGGAAAGCAUUCAUUUUUAUAAUUGCUUGUUAUAUUUAUAUAUUGAUGAAGUUGUUAAUCUCUUUUUUGAUCUCAUGUGGAAUUUACAUUGUAACAUGUCCAAUUGUGUAUAGCUAGAGAUAGUUGAAAUGAGACAUGUUUUGAUCUUCUGAAACCAUUUAUGGCCAAACAAGCCACUAAUACCUGUGUUUUUGGCGAAAAUAAUUUCUUGAAUACUUGUGGUUUACCAAUUAAAUACGGUAACCAAGUGUGAUUUAUAAAAAUUAAUAACCUGAAUUCCUAUUCAAAAGAUACCUUCUUCUCAGGAAUACCACUCAUUGCAGUUGCAGGCUUGGAAUUGCAGAAAAAAAAAUAUCACUAUAUGUAAUGUUAAAAGACAGACCUAAAUCUAUUUUUUAACUAAAGAGACAUGGCCUUGAAUUAUUAAAAGCUUAUAGUUGUUAUUAAACUUUACAAGCUUCACAUGCAAUCCAUUUUAUAACUGUGUUUAUCUUCAAUGAUGAAAAGUAUUGCAAUACCUGUAGUUAGAUCAAAAGCUGUUUAGCAUUUUAUGCACAUGUCCACUAAUGUUUAAAUUUUGGUUAUUAUAACUCUGUAGACAAAGAGGGAUGUCUGUUUCUUAAUCAAAAGUAAUGGUAUUGGUAGACAACAUUUGUCAUUAUGCUGAUUGUCCAGUGACGUAGUAAUAUCUUCAAGUUCAAUUAAGCUGAGGAAUUUUUUUGAUUCCUCAAAAGUCUUUGAGGAGAUCUGAUCACCUCAGUUUGUUUAUUUCCCUAGAUAUUGUACUUGUGCUGAGGCUUAACACGAUGAAUUUCAUUUUAUUUUAUGCUAGAUUAUUGGUAUAAGUUGAAUUUUAAUUCAAUGAAGUAGGGCUCUUGCCAAUAGCAGAGUGAGUCAUGUUGAAUAAUUGAUGACUUUCAAGCAGAUAAGUUAUUAAAAAGUAGGGUGCACUGUAUUUUAAAGUGCUGAUAUCAGAACUUUGCUUUUCAAAGAAAUCUAUUGUAUUUUUAAUGGAAUCUUUGGUCCCUGAAGUGAGGAAAGCUUCAGUUUUUAAGCUUGAUGCAAUAGUUAUUGAUACAGUGCGCUGCUGAAAUUUAGGUAAAAGGUUGCAAAUUUACAUUGCUGACAAUGUUUUGCAAUGGAGCAAUUUAAAGGUACUGUGUUAAAUGUUUUGCAUAUCUUCUUGAUUUUACAGACACUUCAAUUAUGAGAUUACACCAAAGUGAUGUCUCCUCGUUGUCUUAAUAGACAAUUUUGUGGAAUUAAGUUAUGGAAAUGAUGAUGUUCUCUGUGUGAUAUAGCAUAUGAAUUGCAUGAAAUUAACUUUUGCAAUACACCAUUAAACAUUAAAGUGAAAUAUCUGCAAUAUUGCCCAUCAGUAUUAGUUGUAGAGAUUCCAUAGUGAGAAGGCUUCAGCUUUUAGGUUAUAUUAAUAAAGAUUAGUUAGAAAGAGUGUGUGGACAGUUCAGGCAAGAGUCAUUUUAAAUAUUCAAAAACAGCUGUUGAUUCACUAUACAUGUCUUAUGAAUUUAACGUGAAAAUUUAAACUGUCACAACAAUUUUAAAAAGUAUUGCUGUAAAUUUGAUGUUGGCUGCAAAUUGCAAAUUUAGAACAUCUAAAAGUGUUAAAUCAGCUUCAACUCUUAAAGCACACGAUGUAACUUGAUGCACGCCACAUUAUUAGGGUAAAUUGCUUUGGCUAUCAGCAACUGUGAAUUGUAUUUGAAACUCGAGUGCAACAUUUUUUUUAAGUAGCUUCUAGAUAUUGGGGAAAAUGUUGAUAAGAAAUCAUCUGGGAUCUUUUAGAAUACUCGUAGCUAAUAAUUGCAUUCUAAUGAACACAUUUAUUGCAAAAUUAAUCAGUACUGCAACUGUGCAAGUUGGUUAUAUGGGUGAUAUUUUAUGCAUACACUGUAAGUCUGUAUGUACCAUUUACCAGUGGGGUUUUGUUACUGGUUCAAAACAGAGAAAUUCAGGCAGUUCAUACAGCUUCAGAGCUAGGAGAAUUCUUUGGUUACAAUGCAGAAUUCUCCUGCUAAAUGUCAAUGGUCUGAGCAAGUUUUUAUUCAGAGUUUGAUAACAUUUUUUACACCAAUUUCUCCUGGUUUCAUUUCUCAAUGGAAACUCUGAGAAUUUGGAAAACACUCGAUCCAAAUUUUGAAAAGUGAUUCUUCUUUAUUUGUAUUAGCUUUGGCAUCAGAUCGAACCAACCAGAUGAGUAAGACGUACAAUGAUUUGGAUGCCAUUUUGCAGCUUCUACAGGAGGUAUGUAGCAAAGCUAUGUAAUGGUAAUAGGACUGAAUUGGACAUCACCAAGUCUUCUUACCAAGUAAUCAUAAUCAUUCCAAUUUUCGAGGUAGAGACAUUGUUUAAAGUAAAAAUUUCCUCCAUUUUCAAAAUUGCCAAGUUUUUAAGGGUAAUGGUUGCUGCUAUGUUCUGUGAUUGGUGAAUUUAGCUGAUUGGACUAAGUAUGAUUGGAUGUUUUAACUGUCAGAUUACUGGUGUCUGAUUAUAGCCAACUGCCCGAUUACACAUUCUGAUUAAAACUUUACAGAAUAAUUAUUGAAAAAAACAAGCAAAGUGAUGCAAGCAGCCAAUGCGCCAAUCGCAUUUGAGCAUAUUUAUUGUUGAACCAAGAUUUGUUGAAAAGUUUGCAAAUGCCUUUCCUAUUCUAUUUACUCCCACAAAGCUUCUGGCUUUGCUAUUCUGAGCAGAUGCAGGACACUCUUUCCUUUGCACUGGAACACAAAUCCAAAGAUCAGGGGUCCAAUUCAUAGCAGGGUUCCCAGAUUUAAUCCAUGUGCAAUGCUGGUGACAGUACAAUGAACAUCUUUCUUUAAGAUUAAUAUCUAUGCCUUGAUUAGUGGUCUGAUAAUCAAACAAUGUUUAUAGUACCUCUCUUAUCAUUAAUCUGUAGGAAGAAGAAAAUAAAAUGUUAUUUGCAAGCAAGGUGUUUUCAAAAUUGGCCAUGCUAUACUUCACUAUACUGUGCAAGCAAGGACAUCCUUCCUUUUCCCCUUCUUUGGGAGGGAGGUAGAUGGAAGCUCUGCUUCCAGAGUACAUUUUUUCUUUUGUUAAUACGGAUCUGUUAAUCUUUAUUGACAGAAAGAGAAGGACUUGGAGCUUUCAGCCAGAAUUGGCCAGGUACAAUAAUUGUUGUAUUUAAGAACAGUUGAUCCAUCAGAUUAUCAGUGAUGAAGAUGUAUUAUAACUUCCCUGAACCAGGAAAACCAGCGGUUGGUGAGAUUAUUUUUGUGGUCCAAAAAAAAUAGGAAAAAGAGCUCAGCCUUGGUACUAAGAAACUACCCAAGAAAGCAGAAAUUUUUAACGGCUGAAAAGUUUUAGCCACAUCCCAAAUUAUAUUGCAGUACUUAUCAUCAAUAAUCAUCACGAAUCAAAACUUUAUUGCAUAAGGACAAUUAUAGGCUUUCACUUGUUUCUGGCAAUAAUUACAUUUACCUAUUUAUUUAAUUAAUAAAUGAUUUGCCUUUAAUUUCUUUGUAGUCCUUAUUGGAGAGGAACAAGCAACUAUUGGCCAAAACACAGGCAUUUGAAAAUUUGGUGUCAGAAUGCGACGAAAAGGUCUGAGUUACUGUUACUGUUACUGUACCAAAGGCAUUUAAGGUUCCCAUAAUUCCCAACACUAAUGAUAUUAAAUAAGUAAUUAAGUAUCAGUUAAUAAUCAGAUGAACCACAAAGUAAAACAGAAUGGGAUUUUACCAACUAGACUUAACUCUUUAACCUCUAACAGUGACUGGCAUCUAAUUUCUCCUCACAGUAUCAUCCCUGAAUCAAACAUUAAGGUCAUGAGAAUAAAGGAAAUGAUCACUAACUAAAGAUCUCAUGAUUGUUAAACAAAUUCUCCUUGUCAGCACCUUAAGAAAAGCAAAGAGAAUAUUAUGGAGAAUAUGCUUACUGAUGUUAUGGUGAAAAUGGUUUUAAUAGUAUAUAUAAUAUUGAACCAACACACAGCUCUUCAACUGGCUCAUUUAAUGAUGUACUUCUAUCACCAUCAUAAGAAAGACUUCUUUUCAGGACUACCCAUACCUGGGCAUUGCUCUGACGAAGGGCUAAUGCAUGAAACGUCAGCUUUUAAACUCUUUACAGAAGCCAGUUUAUGUUUUCAACGCAGUUGAUAAUGCUUAAUUACCCUGUUAUACUCUCCCACUGACCUAACACCGCAGUUUCUUUAGAAACUUACCUCCUUUAUUCAUUAAUCUCUGUUACUGUUUGAUUAUACUGUCACUUUAAUCCUAGGAAAUACAUGCAUGUCAUUUAAUUUGUUUUGUUUUGUUUUUUUUCACGUACAGGAGACACAACUUCAACAUGAAGUAUCCAUGAAAACUGAACUUCUCCAGAAAUUCAUUAAAGAUCAGGAAAUGGACGAGUUCUACCAAUUAUCUCAUCGCUCUGAUGAAGACAGUCGCAGGUGGGUCUUGAGAGUAGGCUAUCUUGAUAGUGUACCAAAAUCUCCUCACUAGUUUGCAAGGAAUUGUAUUGGGGCUUGUUGGGAGAACUGCCAAUUAGAUCUAGUGAGUAUUAUUUGGGUUAAGAGGUAUACUCCUCCGUUUUUUGAACAGCACUGACAGCUCUUGCAGAGAUGACUCCAUUAAUUCACUUCAACAGAAAUGCCAGGCUCUGGAGCAACAGAACACUCAUCUCAUCUUAGAGGUACAACAUUUGCUCUCUUAAAAUGAUUUUCUUAGUUAUUAGUAGAGCAACUUUGUCCAUCAUAAAACUGGAAAACAAUCAAUGCUUUCUUUUUCUUUUAGAUUACUGCAGGGUUUUUAGUCUUGUAUGAAUUGAAAUUAGCCCUUUAUUUUAUCUUAUAUUACUCCAUGUAAAACAAACCCCUUUGUAUUACAAAGAUCCUCUCUCUCUCUUCAAUAUAAACAUGGAAAUGAUGCAAAAUUUAGCUGUUACUUUUAAUGGAUUUCCUAUUAAACUAGCCCUUUGCUUUUUUGGGGGAGAGGCUUUCAUUAUGAACAGACACAGAAUUAGACAGACAGAAAGACAGAUCGGCAGUCACAGAUAAAUGAAGGGGAUAAGUUUCUAUAGAAACUGUGGUGCUGUGUUAGUGAGAGAGUAUGACAGGGUGAUUUGGUAUUAUCAACUGAGUUGAUAACGUAAAUUGGCCAUCAUGUAGAGUUGCGAAGCUGACAUUUCGAGCAUCAGCCUUAGUCAUGCGCUCUGACAAGGAGCUAACUCUGACAAAGGGCUGGAGAAGGCUAAUGCUCAAAGCAUGAGCUUUACUACUCUUUAGGAUGGCAAUUUAUGUUAUCAACUCAGAUGAUAACACCAAAUUUCCCAGAUAGACAGUCAGACAGACUGACGGCAAGACAGAAAGAUAGCCAGACAGACAGACAGAUGGACAGACAAACAGAAAGAGUACAUGUAACUGUAACUAAAGGAGAAUCCCUCUUCUGACAGGGGGAACUUCACUAGGAAAAAGAUUGACAACCUUAACAUGAACUGAUCUUUAGUUACUUAUUUUGGUAUGUAAGUUAAUUUUGUUUUGUAAUGACAUGGCAAUUACAUUGCAGGCUCUACAGCUAAAGGAAGAAACAGCAACUGUGGAAAUGAAGGAACAACAACUGGUUCUGGACUGUGUCAAACAAUUAGGUGUGUUGAUUAGUAUUCAAAUAAAGUAUUACUAGUAUCCUGCUGCAAUGGGCAGAAAGUGAGGAAUUUCCAGAAGUUUACAAUUGACUAGAAGUUUUUAAUGGUGGUUUUGUUCUUUGAUUCAGUGGAAGCUAAAGAUCAGAUUUCUGAUUUGACGGAUGAGAUCUCACAGAAGGCAGAGGAUAACAUCAGACAGCAGGUUCAUAAAAAUUUUUGCAUCAUAAUGGUGGCAGAUUCAGUUCAUUUACCCAUAAAGAUGUUGGUAGCAUUUUAAUAAGUAAUCUUCCAUCUUGUCAUUUUUAUUCUUAGGAGGAGAUCACUCAUCUUAUUACAACUGUUGUGGAUCUUCAAAAACGGCACAAACAGGUCAGUGAUGAGUGUUUGUGACAAUUCAGUAUUAUACCCUUAAAUCUCUAAGAGUGAUCAGCAUCUAAUUUCUCCCUACAAUAUCACCCCUGUAUCAAAAAUUUGAGUCAAGAGAAUGAAAAAAAAAGAUCACCAACUGAUUGUUGCACAAUUCUCCUUGUCAGCACCUCAGGGCAUGUGUAGAGAACAGUAUGGAGAAUAUACAUACUGUUUUUAUGCUGUAAAGGGUUACAUGACAAUCCUUUAAAAUUUUUUCUGUAAUAAGUGAUGUAGGGCAAUUACAUCUUGGUCCAUUUUUUUUUUUUUCAUCAGUCAUGUUAGACUUCUAAUAUUACUUCACUUUGUCCUACAUGAUUCAAUUUUUAUAUUUUAAUUUUCAGCUUUCAAUGGACAAUGAAGAACUGCAAAGUUUACUGAAUUCUUCCACAGCAAAUCAGAACCAGCUUCAACACAAGGUAAUGUCUCAAAACUUGGGGACAUUGCAAUUUCCCCCUCCUGAAAACAACUAUGUAGUCUUUACCAGGGUCCAGCUUUAGCUCGCUACAGAAGGGGGGGGGUCAGGGUCGUACCACUGCCUAUUAAGAGUGAGAAAUAAGGUGGCCAAUUGGUCUGCGUUUGAAUACAGCCAGGGUCAUUGUGCUUCUUUCAUGGGCAAGGGACUUAACUGUUCUAUUGCCCCUCUCUUGUGGGCAAAAAAUGGGCACUUAAAAUCUGUAUGGAAAAUAUGUUUACAUUGAGAGGGAAACCUGUAAUUACCUGCAUUCCAUCUUGAACGAUGGGACUCCAAGUUAACCCUUUAUGUCCCACUAGUGACCUAGACAGAAUUUCUCCUUACACUAUCAGUACAAUAUCAAGCAGACAAGUAAUGAGAAUAAGGAAAAAUAUCAAUUAGGGGAUUAUUAGUUGAUCCAAUACCAAAUUCUCCAAACUUACAUCAUAUGAAUUGUAUGGCAGACAGUAAGGAGAAGUACUAAGGAGAUCUUGGGAGUUAAAGGGUUAAGAGGUCUGGGCAGGAGACCUGGCUGGGUCAUUGUGUUGUGUUCUUGGAUGAGACAUUUCAUUCCUACAGAGCUGCUCUCCACCCAGGAGUAUAAAUGGGUAGCAGUAGGUUGUAGGGGAAGUCAGAUGAAAUGCUGAGGGGGUUACCUUGCAAUGGACUGGUAUCCCAUCCAGGGGGAAGUGGUGAUGCUCCUAGUCGCUCCAUGCUAUGGAAACUGGGAUAAACUACAGUUGGGUGGGCCACUUGGCCCAAGCACAGACUUGACUAUCCAAAAUGAUGGUAAUAGUCUAAGUCGCUUCCUGCUACCAAAACUCACGUAAGCCCCAGAAGUGUGACUCAUUAAUCUCUUCUGCCUAAGGUGUACAUUUUUGUCUGUACAAACAUUAAACCACAUUGUAUAAAACUUGUUGUACAUGCCCAUAAUGGUCUAAGUUAAGGUUGUUUCGGAACACUGGCAUUGCCUGUCAACUGACAUGGAUUUUCUCUGUUUCUGUGCAAGGUGGAUGAUUUACAUGAAAAAUACCAUGAAUGUUUGGAGAUGCUCAUGGAAAAUCAGGUGAGUAACAAGGAUGUUAACAGGAUUUUACAACAGGGAUCCCAAACUUUUGUCCUCUUGGAAUCCAGGGGCUUAGCAGUUGUUGUGUUCUUGUGAAUUAUUAAUUUUUUGAUGACUGAAGGUUGCGAAUGGUUAAAGCCAAAUAUUUUCCUUGGGUAACAUGGAAAGCAGGGAGGGUUGUUUCUAAUGUCUGUCUUUUUCUUCAGAUUAUUUUAGUGCAGUUAGUGGUACUUCCUUUCUAAAUUUUUUUCCUAAUUUUCUUUGCCUUGCAGAGGGAAGUGAAAAAGUUAAAUACAAAGAUUGAGUAAGCACCAAACCAUUUUUACCUAGAAAAUAUUUUUAUUUUUAUGCCUAUCUUCAUCAAGAGAUAACUUCUUCAUAAUCCUGUCCAUGUAAACAAAGUCAACUUCGCAAAAGUAAUGGAUGAGUGAGGGAGAAUGUUACAGAAAUUUCUUGGAAAGGGAAGAAAGUUACAUGUACUAAUGGAAUAAAAAAUCGUCCUUGCAUUAACCCUUUACUCCGUAGUAUCAGUAUGCAUGUUCUCCAUACUGUUCUCUGUACAUCUCUUAAGGUGCUGACAAGGAGAAUUUGUUUAACAAUCAAGAGCUUUUUUAGUUGUUGGUCAUUUCCUUUAUUCUUGUGACCUUUGUUUGUGUGAUCAGGGGUGAGAUUGUAAGGAGAAAUUAGAUGCUAGUCAUUCUUAGGGAUCAAGGGGUUGAUAGUCCUUAUUUAUUUUCUUCUCUAUGCGUGUAAUCACUGAUGGUGUUGAUACAAAUAUUUCAGGAGUGGUAAACUGCCCAGAAAGUUGUCUUCAUCACCGCAGCACUCCUACCAUGUAAGUUAAAAUGUGAGAUGCAAGAAUAAGACGCAUUCCCCUCAAGUCUGUGUAUGUAACUCUUGUUGUGGCCACUCGAGUUAACUCUGCUUAGCAGUAGUUUCUACUUUUUUUUCGUUUAUUUUGUUGUUGAUCGACAUUUCUAAUUGACUUCUUUUUAUUUAUGAUAGGAUGCACGUGAUUCCAUUGCUUUGGAGAUUGAGGAAAGCGUCAAAAGAGACCUUACCUCCCAACAGGAGAAACGGUUAGAUUAUUUACUGUGAAUUAAAAUGGGGAAAAAUGUGUCCCUAUGUUAUCACCAAAAAAACGUAAAGAAGAUGGGUCUUCGUAUAUUUUGACUCGCUACCGUCUUCCUGCUCUGUUUAAGGCAAUCACCAUAAUUGCAGUAACUUUGAAGGUUUUUAUCUAUGCUCUUUUUCUAAACGAGGCGUUUGGGUAUCUCAGAAAUGGUAAUUUUAAUGACUUGAUGAAACAUGUAACUGAUGAAGUUUAAUAUUUUAUUUCUUGUAGAGAGCACACUGCUCGUGUUAUGGAAACUGUGCGUGCCAUUAACACAAAAAGAACCCGAAAAGGUCUAACCUCCAAUUCGAAGGAUGCCAAUUCUCCUGAGGGGUCAGGCUUUAAGUUCACUUACUCCCCCGCAGUAACUGAAUCGAAAGCCUCAGUGGAAGGUGCGGGAAAGACUCAAGCUGGGAACCCUGUGGCGGGUUAGUACACAAUGUUUUAAAUGGCGCCAGAGCUGUGAUAAAACGAGUGCAACGAACCAGACAGAACUGGUUGGUAAUGAGGCGGAUAUAAAUUCGAAUGAUGAUUUAAGAAGGGUGACAUUCUUUGAUAUUAAGUAAAUAGUCCAUUGCCUUACAGAACUCAACGAACAGAGAGGCAGUACUUGUGACAAGAUUUCUUAAAAGGUUAUUCACUAGGUUUUUCUUUUUUUCCCCACAGAUCGGCGAGUAUCCUACGGACGUCGCCCAUUCAGAGCUCCAGAAAAACUCCAGAUUGUAAAACCAAUUAAAGGUUCCGUGACGCUGCAUCAGUGGAAAAAAUUAGCCAACCCCACCCUGAAUUUGGCGGAGACUCGACCUGGGGUACACGUUAAAGGAGAGGGCCCGGAUGCUCAGGAAAAGGAGCCAAGAGAACGGAAGGAGUCAAGUGAUUUGGACGUAGACGAGUACGAGGAAGAUGAGCCCUUGUACAUGAAUCUUCCCCGUACCUCGGAGAGUACCUCCGAAGCUGCUAGCAAAACAGGGACAGAAGAUGGCGACGAGGAUGAUGAACCAAUCCAGAUGCGAGUCUCUCACGGGCUUGAAAAAGGGACCACGUCCCAAAAGAAAGAAGAGACUAUGGCUGGGAAGGGUAGCUCUAAAAAGACUUCUCCACAGCAGCUAGGGCUAAUAUCGCUUGUAAGCGGUCAAGGCUUCCAGGGAGGUUUCAAAGAACGUGGUGGCGACAGCGGCAGUAUCUUGACGCACUUGCUAAACAGCCCCUCCUCGACAUCUUCAGGGACAUCCUCAGUGGGUAAGGUACUUGCUGACGUCCUCAGUAAAGCAAGUAAGGAGGCCUCUGAAAAGGAGCCUACUAGGGCCGAGUCUCUUCGCAACUUGGCGAAUUACUUUAGCGAGAAAGAGCGUGGUAAUAGCUCGGCGCAAUCCCAAGUCAAAUCACCUACCUCCCCUCCCCCAGUAGUACCUUUCACAAGCACCCUACCCUCGUCUGGAGGUGUAAUGUUGUUGAGCAAGAUACUCGGUACUAGUGGCUUAUCAGCUGGUUUGACGAUACCUGCGCCAAUCACUACGACCGCUAAGACCAGUGGUCUGCCCAGCACCACGAGCAGUACAUCAACCACUCCAAGUGUUCUUACCCGAAGUACUUUGGUCAGGAACUCCAGCGGUAGUAAUUUAUUAAACUUGGCCCAAGGUGCCAUGGUAGAAGAUGCCUCAAAUAAGCGUCACAGUUUAGACUCGUCUCAGCUGCUUAAGAAAUCAAAUAAUUCCGAGUCAGAGUCGUCUUCGGGACUUGAUUUUCCUGAAUUGAAGUUUCCCACACUGCGCAGGCGUGCCAGUAGCGGUGAUCUUCAAGAGAUGGGAAGUUUAAGCAGUUUUGACCAGUUUGGCAGUGGAGGACUAGGCGCACGACUGAAACGAAGCUCUAGUAUCGGUAAUAUGAAGGACCUCAGCAACGAGAGCCUAGCAGGGUCCUCAGGAGACGCUUCUGAGGGGGGCUUUUUUAAUCGUCUUCGUCGUACGCCAAGUAUAGGGAGCCUAACAAGUCUGGUGCAGCGAUCCAAUUUUUCGGUUGGUUUUUCAAAUUCGCUUGCAGGAUCAAAGCAACGGUCUACAAGUUUAGAUGCCCUUCCGGUGUUCAAGCCCGGUGAAUCGCCUCCGUCUCCUUCCAAGUUCGAUCAAGAUGGGGGACAUUUCUUUGGCAAGAACGCGCCUUCUUCCAGUGUUGACGCAAUACCCGGAGCCACCGGUGGGUUUUUCGGCGGAGGCACUAAAUUGAGUAGCUUGGCUGGGGUCCGGGGAUUUUGGUCCCAAGGAGGGAGUAAGAGUUUGGACAGCCCUGCCGCACCUGUUCAGGCGCCACCCCCGAAGAGCGAAGAGAGACUGGAAAAAAUCAACAACGCUUUCGCGUUUGAGGACUUCGGAGGACUCGGCUUGAUGUCCUUCUUCGGGGGGAAAUCGCGUGGGUCAAGAUCAGAUAGUCAGUGACAUUAAAACCGCUGGGACGUGUCAGAGACGGACAACCUCUAGCAGGGUUGGAAGCAACGCUGAGAUGUUUGCUAAUGGUUUUUCUGUUGAUGCGGCUGUUUUAAACAGAAAUUUUCAAAUCAAAUUAAAGUUAACGAUGGUAGUGACACCAAAGUGUAAUAGUAAAAUUGAAAAUAAUGAUGAGGAUGUCUUUUUUUUUAUAUUUUUUUACUGACUAUUUAGCAUUUGAAUGGUAACUUUGAUUCUGUUAUUUUUGAAUUGGCUUAUUUUUAUCCUCUUGUUAAUCUUUAUUCAACAAUGAGAUGGUGGUCGAUUGUCGAAGUGUGCUCAAGGGUCUCGUGGCAUAUUGCGAGAAGUGGUAACGAGAAAAAAUUAUUUAUUAACCCUUUAACUCCCAGAAGUGAUUAACAUAAAACUUCUCCCUACAAUAUCCCAUACAUUAUUCAGCAAACAGGUAACGAGAAUAUUCAACGUUAUCCGGUAGAAGCUGCUAUCUUGAUCUAACACCAAGUUCUCAUAACUAAUUUACAAGGAAAUGUGUAGCAGCUAGAGGGGAGAAUUAACAAUCAGAUCUUGGGAGUUAAAGGGUUAAGUAUCAAUAUUGCUCUUUGAAGCACAUCGUGAGAUUACCUCGUCAAAGGGAGGAUGAAUGAGCUUAAGUAAAUAAUUUUUAAUUUUAUCAUUGGUGGAAUGACCUAAAUCACCUCAAGCCAUUUUGUGGUGAUUCUUCGAGGUAAGAUCUUGCAGAGUGGUCUUAUUUUGAACCGUUGUUAUGGUGUUUUUCAUGGUGUAAAGGUUUUUCGUGUAUAUUGUACAAGUAAAGGCAGCUCAAAUGAGGGAAGAAUUUACGAAGGAUUAAAAAAAUUUAUUACGAGCUCACAAUCAAGGGGGGUAUUUAUUGGUAAAAAGAUAUUCGUGUGGUUCAAAUUUGCCCCACCUUGCAUUGUGUAAGAUAAAUAUAUAUAUUUUUGGUUCAGAAAAUAAGGUGUGGUUAGAUGCAGCUAUUAGUUCCUAAGCAACCUUCUGCUUUUGUUUUCAGUUG